Spathaspora passalidarum NRRL Y-27907 is the source of this 1332-nucleotide messenger RNA. RefSeq lists its product as uncharacterized. The record is from RefSeq and is a predicted model, not a curated record. Gene Ontology annotation, cellular component: Cdc73/Paf1 complex. Gene Ontology annotation, molecular function: chromatin binding; RNA polymerase II complex binding. The transcript has a single exon. NCBI's taxonomy places the organism in Eukaryota, Fungi, Ascomycota, Pichiomycetes, Serinales, Debaryomycetaceae. Bases 1 to 1332 code for a protein of 443 amino acids. Gene Ontology annotation, biological process: transcription elongation by RNA polymerase II.
AUGUCACAACCAUCAUCAUCCAAACCUACAAGGCAAGAUUAUAUAGCCAAAGUACGAUACACAAACAAUUUACCACCCCCACCAUUAAAUCCCAAAUUCAUUGCUUACAAUACGACCGAAACUACCUCUUCGAAAGUCGAAGGGGAACAGUUAAUGAGUAGUUUGUUCCGUAAGGAGAACUUCCAAAGUUUGUUAGCUCAAGUUGAUGAUUUUUAUGGGAUGGGAUUGAAUUUAAUCGACAAUUCCGGAUUCUUGGAUUUAGGCAAUGAUUCAGUUAUUAGUGGUAAGACGGGAAAUAUUCAAUUACAUCCCAAGGAUAGAGCUCUUUUACGAGAUGCUGGGAUUGGUAAGAUUUCUAAAUCAGAACCAGGGGUUAGUUUCCUUAGACGUACUGAGUAUAUGAGUGAGGCUAGACCAAGCAGUAAAGGUGGAGCCGUUGACGAGCUUCAAAAGAAGGAAACUACUAGAGUUAAGAAGAUUGCCGAGGAAGAAGAAAUGAUGGAUGCUGAUAGCCAGUUGAAGGCCGUUGAAGAUACUUUUGACAAGGCACAAGAGUCUUUGGUUAACUUUGAUAAGAUUCGUCAUCCAAAAAAGAAACAUUUACGUGCUGUGGAUGUAUGGCCAUUAUUACCGGAUACUUCUAUGAUGGAUAAUAAAUUCCUUAUGGUUAAGUUUACCGGAUCAGCUUCUAUUCACAGAGAAAUUGAAAUGUUGAAGCGUACACAAGGAAACAAGUUUAAUGAGAAGUUUGUUCGUGAUUCCCUUGAAUCAAGUAUUCUUAAACCAAUCACUUCUGAUGACGGUGAAUGGAUUUCUUUAUUCCAAGUUAAAGAUGAAAAGAAAGCUAGUGAAUUAAAUGAGAGAUUGAAAUCAACUGAACGAGAAAGACCUGUCAACUUGUUGGACGAAGAAGAAGAUGUUUUAGAAGAAUACAAGUUUAAAUAUGUCAAGAAUUAUGAUAUGAAGUUCCAAAGAAACAAGAGGGAAACUGAAGAAUUAGGAAUAAAGUUUAUCCCUGAAGAAGGUACCAAGAAGAGAAAAGUUGCUUAUUUCUAUCCAAUUGCUGGUAAAAUUGACUUAAAGAAACAUAGAGCUUCAACUAACAGUGAAAUUAAUAGAUUCUUGAGAGAUAGUACUUUGGAUGGUAUAAACUUCAAGUUGAGAGAACCAACUACUAAUGAACUAAAGAGAAUGGAUAAUAUCAGAAGUGAAUUUGAUCCUAUGGAAUAUGAAGGAGAAGAAGAGGAGGAAGAAGAAGAUGAAGAUGCCAAGUCAGAUGAAGAUUCUGAUAAAGAUGUUAGUGAUGAAUUCAAUGAAGCAGAAGAAGACUAA